AUGAUUUUUAGAUUUGGUGUUCCACAUAAGAUUGUGAUUGACAUUGCAGUUGCUUUCUCCUCUUAUGAGGUAACUCAGUUUUUCUUUGAAUUUGGUAUCAUAUUAGCUCAUUCUUCCGAUUACUACCCUCAAAGUAAUGGUCAAGCAGAAUCAAGUAAUAAGAACCUGGUUACUAUUAUACACAAGCUUGUUGAAGAGAAUCAAAGGUCUAGGCAUAAAGCUCUUUAUGAUUAUUUAUGGGAAAACAAGAUUACACCCAAAAGAGCUAUUGAUAUGUCACCAUUUCAGCUUCUUUAUGUGAUGAAUGCAGAAAUAUCCAUCACUUUAGAGCUUCCUGCCCUAAAGUUAGCUAAGGAAAUUGAAGAUGAUACUUUUGAAAGUGCCUUGGACAAGAGGAUAAUGUUUCUCUCUUAG
This is a messenger RNA of Cryptomeria japonica (Japanese cedar), 414 nucleotides long. RefSeq lists its product as uncharacterized. The record is from RefSeq and is a predicted model, not a curated record. The coding region runs from base 1 to 414 and encodes 137 amino acids. The transcript has a single exon. Gene Ontology annotation, molecular function: nucleic acid binding. Lineage: Eukaryota; Viridiplantae; Streptophyta; Pinopsida; Cupressales; Cupressaceae. Gene Ontology annotation, biological process: DNA integration.